Messenger RNA from Fopius arisanus, 15921 nucleotides. RefSeq names its product megalin (gene mgl). NCBI's taxonomy places the organism in Eukaryota, Metazoa, Arthropoda, Insecta, Hymenoptera, Braconidae. The coding region runs from base 781 to 14637 and encodes 4618 amino acids. Gene Ontology annotation, biological process: receptor-mediated endocytosis. Gene Ontology annotation, molecular function: protein binding; hormone binding; calcium ion binding. Gene Ontology annotation, cellular component: signaling receptor complex; apical plasma membrane; plasma membrane. The transcript has 7 exons. The record is from RefSeq and is a predicted model, not a curated record.
UUUUCAUCAGUCCAGACUCAUUGGUCAGUGGUGAGUUCCAGUUUCGGAUGAAAUGUAUUGGGACGAGUGUUUCCUGUUAAUUGGACAAACCGGAGAUUCGAGCCGACGAUAUGUGAGGAUUGAAAAAAUGGAAUUAAAGAUUUUUUUUGGAUGCAGAGCCUGGGUGUCCCUGGUGGGGAUGUUGGUAUAGUCGAUGAGGGAUCGGAUGGACGAAAAAAGAUGGUAUCGGUGGUGGCAACUUGUUGAAGAUCCCCAACUCAACUGGAAGGUUGGGUGGGCGCUGAGUACGCGCCACUGUGCCAGUACUGCCAGUCGCCUGGUGACCGCGACCGGGUUAAUAACGCGCGUUAGCCAUGGAUUGAAGAAAAAAAUAAUAAUAUAUCAAUAAACAUUGGUGUAUACCUGUGUCACCCCCUCCCUUCACGUUUACUUGUGUUGUGAUUUUUCCAAUCAAACUCAAUCUCAAAUCUCCAUUCCAUCCUUUUUUUUUCUCACCAUCUUGAGUUGUGCGUUAAAUCAACAAAGCGAAUUUAAGAAAAAAAAGUUCAUUAUCAGCUUGAGUCCCAAGACACAGUGAAAUUCAAAACAAGCGGGUAUCUGUUUGAAUUUUCCUGGGUUUGAUAGAAAUUCAUUUUGAAAAAUAAAAUCAAAAACGAUAGGAUAAGUGGCUACAGUGGAUGGAUUGUGUUGGAUGUUAAGAUAACUGUGGUAAAUUAGUACGGUGAAAUAUAUAUAUAUAUACAUAUAUAUAUAUUUUUUUUUUGUGAACCGGAGCGCGCGAUGCCGGUGGCCGAGAUGCUGCCGGGCCUCGCUUCCGGUCUCCUUGAUUUUCAAAGCCGUUGCGCUGGACAAUAUCGACGCAAUACAACCUACCAGCUAUUAUUUAUUGCACUUGUCAAUUUAGUGCUUGUUCAGACGAGUGUCAUCGGGGCUAUCAAGGGCAUUGACGAUGGAGCUGGCUGUGGAACGGGAAUGUUCAGGUGUUCGGACGGAAAGUGCAUACAGCAACUUGCGGUAUGCAACUAUCAGAAGGACUGCGAGAAUGGCGAGGACGAAAUGCAGUCGUGUCCACCACCUGAGUGUGAGGCGGGUCAAUUGUCCUGCAGCCAGUACAUUUUCAACAAAACUUAUUGCAUACCCCAACACCAAAGAUGCGACAGAACGGUAGACUGCGUGGAUGGGACGGACGAGGCCGGAUGCAUAUACAGAAAAUGUCAAGUAGAUGAUUUCAAAUGCAAUGGGGGCCUGUCAACCAAUGAAGUUUGCAUUCCAAAGGAGAAGAAGUGCGACGGCUACUUUGAUUGUAGAAAUGAAAAGGAUGAGGAGGCAUGUCCGCUGAAUGUGAAACCCGCAUGUAGAUUGGAUCAAUUCAGGUGUAAUUCGACACAGCGAUGUGUCGAGCAAAGUGCAAGGUGCAAUCACAAAGACGAUUGCGGCGAUAACAGCGAUGAGGAGCAUUGCAAUUUUCCACAGUGCACGAUUGAGCAAUACAGGUGUGCAAAUGCCUUAUGCAUUCCACUGGUUUUUCGCUGUGACGGUCACAAAGACUGUCCAGAUGGUUCGGACGAGAAGUCCUGCAAGGUGACAGUGUGUCCCGACAACAAGUUCAUGUGUCCAAAGGGUGGAUUAGAUGGCAAGCCCCUGUGCAUCGAGAGAUCUCAGGUCUGCGACACUAAAGCUGACUGUGCAGAUGACGCUGACGAAGUUGCUGCAUGUUCCAAAGACGCUUGUCCCUCAUUAAGAUGUACCCACAACUGUCGAGCCUCCCUCACUGGUGGUACCUGCUACUGCCCCGAGGGAUUUAUACUCGCCAAUGACUCUGGCAUUUGCAUCGAUAGAAAUGAGUGCAAUGAGUGGGGAUACUGCGAGCAACUCUGCGAGAACACCGAGGGCUCGUACGUAUGCAAAUGCGCUCCUGGAUAUAAUCUAAUUGGUCGUAACAAGUGUCGUGCCCAGAACAAUCAGCACUGGCCAGCUGUUGAACUCUUGCUAGCCCAGGAUCGUGCACUCUGGCGUAUGUACGCAAAUAAUAAUAAUCGUACACUAGUGGCUAAUACCACUGGUGCUAGUGGUGUUGAUUACCUAUUCUCGGAGAAUCUCUUGUUUUGGAGCGAUAUAAAAACGAGAAAAGUUCACUCUCAACCCCUGUCACUGGCUGACUCAGCCGCUGAACAAGUCGAUAUAUCACCACCUGGAUCAUGGUCUCCAGUGGCGAUUGCUGUUGAUUUCAUCGGUAGAAAACUCUAUGUCGUCGACUCAAUCGUCCAGAAGAUCGAUGUGUUCGAAUUGGAUGGUCGCUACCAUGGAAUAGUCCUUGGUUCAAAUCUCACUAGUCCUGCGGAUAUCGCUCUCGAUCCCACUGUUGGCCUCAUGUUCAUUGCUGACAAUAAACAAGUACUCCGUGCCAAUAUGGAUGGAACUAAUGCAUUUUCAAUCAUAUCUGAAGCUGCCUACAAGGUAUCCGGUGUUGCUGUCGAUAUGAUUGCCAAGAGAAUUUACUGGUGUGACUCUUUACUCGAUUACAUAGAGACAGCUGACUACAAGGGCGGAAAAAGGGUGAUGGUGCUGAGGGGAUCGCAGGUACCUGCCCCCACGAGACUUACAGUUUUUGAAAAUCAGGUUUACUGGACUGACAGCACAAAACAGGCUGUCAUGAGCACUGAUAAGAACGUGGGAGAUGGAAAUAUCGAUAUUAUAUUCAAAGUUCGUGAUGCAAAGGCUAUUAAGGCUCUUCAUCCUCUCGUUCAGGAUGCUGGAAAUAUAAAAAAUCCUUGUGGUAAUAACAAUGGUGGAUGCCAGCACAUGUGCAUUGUCACUGCUGCUGGAGGUAGAGAAAGUGGGCUGGGGUACAGGUGUGCUUGUAACAUUGGCUGGAGGUUAUCGAGUGAUCUGAGAAAUUGUAAUUUAGUUCAGGAGUUCUUGAUGUACUCCCAGCAGAGGUUCAUCAAGGGAAGGGUUCUGGACCCCGUGAUGGAGGGAUUCAGUGAUGCUAUCCUUCCAGUUGUAUCCAGACGCGCUAGAUUCGUCGGGCUGGACUACGAUGCACACGAGCAGUAUAUAUACUACAGUGAUGUUCUCCAGGACGUUAUAUACAGGGUACAUCAGAAUGGAACUGGUAGAGAGAUCGUUUUAGCCAGUCAGAAUGAGGGGGUCGAAGGUCUGGCAGUCGACUGGGCAGCCAAGAAUCUGUAUUAUAUUGACUCAAGAAAAGGAACGCUCAAUGUUUUGAGCACGAGAAACGUCACGUAUAGGAGAACCCUGCUCAAGAACUUGAAGAGGCCAAGGGCCAUUGUUAUCCAUCCAAAUCACGGAUAUAUAUUUUUCUCCGAGUGGGAUCGCCCUGCAAACAUCAGUCGCGCUCACGCUGAUGGAUCUAGUCUCGUGGUAUUCAAGAACUUGACUCUGGGAUGGCCCAAUGGUCUCGCCAUCGACUUCACUAAAGACAGGCUGUACUGGUGCGAUGCAUUACUGGAUCAUGUUCAGCACUCGAAUCUGGAUGGAGGCGAUGUGAAAACCAUCAGUCCAAGGUUAAUAAGACACCCAUUCUCGAUUGCUAUUCAUGAGCAGUGGAUGUAUAUUACUGACUGGAGAUUGGAUGCAAUCAUUCGAUUGCACAAGGAAACAGGCCAGCAAGAGGCUAUCCUCGUGAGAGAACCAGCUACUAACAGAUUAUAUGGGGUCAAGGUCUUCAGUAGAGAUAUUCAGAAACCCUCGGAUCAUCCGUGUUCUAUUAACAACGGUGGCUGUGAGAAACUCUGCUUCGGCAUUCCUCAGAACAUCUCAAGCAGAUACCCAGGACUCCCUCAAUUGUCAAGGGUCUGUGGAUGUCCCUAUGGAGAACGACUGAUGCCCAAUGAGAGAACCUGCACGUCAGAUCCCAAAGCCGAGCCUCCGGUUCAAGCCUGCCCCAAUCCUUGGGAUUUCACCUGUGCUAAUCAACGGUGCGUACCUCACUCCUGGGUGUGCGACGGCGAUGACGACUGUCUGGAUAAUAGCGAUGAAAUGCAAAACUGCACGAAACCCACUUGUACAACAAAUGAGUUCCAGUGUAAAUCAGGAAGGUGUGUCCCCAUGAGUUUCAAGUGUGACUCUGAAAACGACUGUGGAGACUACAGUGAUGAAGCCAAUUGUCCGAAUGUCACAUGUAGCGCAAGUCAAUUUGCUUGUGACAAUAAUCGUUGUAUACCGGCCUCCUGGAAGUGUGACUCUGAGAAUGAUUGUGGGGACAGCUCCGACGAAGGGGAAUUUUGCGCUGCUAAAACCUGCGCGUAUUUCCAAUUCACAUGUCCGAGGUCGGGCCAUUGUAUCCCCCAGUCUUGGGUGUGCGACGGAGAUAAUGAUUGCUUUGAUCAACAGGACGAGAUGGAUUGCCCACCAGUUACUUGUCUGAGUACACAGUUUACAUGCGCCGAUCGAAAAAUGUGUGUUCUAGAGUCAUACAAGUGUGACGGACUGUCAGAUUGCAACGAUGGGAGUGAUGAGCUUGGCUGUCCAUCAUUGGCACCCGAUCAGUGCAAUCCCGACAAGCAGUUCCAGUGCGUGAGCUCUGGUGUCUGCAUUCCCAAGAGCUGGUACUGCGAUAGAACACCUGAUUGCAAUGACAAGUCAGACGAGCCAGAGUCCUGCGGUCAAAGACCAGAUGAGUGCCCCGUUGGGUACUUCAAGUGUGUCAAUCCGGUCAAUCAGAGUUGUGUUUUCAAAACGUAUAUCUGUGAUGGUAAAGACGACUGUGGCGAUGGCUCCGACGAAGAUCCUCUCCUCCAUGCUUGUGCACCGCCACCCUUCAAAUGUGAUUCAAACCAGUGGCCGUGUCCUGGAGUGACUGGACGUUGCGUCAAUCUGACCAGUGUCUGCGAUGGUAAACCAGAUUGCCCGAAUGGUGGAGACGAGGGCUGGGGCUGUGAUCUCACUGAAUGCAGUCAUCAGGGUGGGCUCUGCAGCAAUGGAUGCAUUCAAACACCUGUCGGAGCUGAGUGCACAUGUCCAAUGGGCGAGGAGCUUGACAAGGAUGGUUACAACUGUCGCGACAGAGACGAGUGUGAUCCACCUGGUUUGUGUUCUCAAACGUGCACAAAUACCAAAGGGAGUUAUGCCUGCAGUUGCAACGAUGGGUACAAACUGGAAGCUGACAAUCACACAUGCAAGGCAUUCAAUCACUCGGCCGCCUUCCUCAUCAUUUCAAAUCGUCACACAAUUCUGGUUGCUGAUCUUCAGGAGCAGGCACUCGAGAGAGUGCCUAUCAAUGUCGAGAAUGUUGUGGCAACUGCCAGUAACAUGCAGACUGGAACAAUCUUCUGGUCGGAUAUGAAAUUGAAGAAGAUUUCGCGUCUGGAGAAGGGAGGAGAUCCCCAGGACGUGGUUUCUACUGGGCUGGAUCUCGUUGAGGGACUGGCUUACGACUGGAUCGGCAAAAAUCUCUAUUGGUUGGACUCAAAGUUGAAUACAAUCGAGGUUGUCAGAGAGACUGGCGAGUAUCGAAUGGUUCUUGUUAAGGAAAAUAUAACUCAACCCAGGGGUAUGUGUCUCGAUCCCAGCGCAGACUCGAAGUGGCUAUUCUGGACCGACUGGGGGGAAAAUCCUCGGAUUGAGAGAAUUGGAAUGGACGGUACGAAUAGAUCCACCAUCAUCAGCACUAAAAUCUACUGGCCCAAUGGGCUCGCACUGGAUAUCGCCAACAAGCGAGUUUAUUUCGCAGACAGCAAGUUGGACUUCAUCGAUACUUGCAAGUACGAUGGCUCUCAGAGGAUUCAAGUACUCGCUAGCUCUCACUAUCUGCUUCAUCCUCACUCAUUGACUCUCUUCGAAGACACAAUGUACUGGACUGACAGGCAAUUGAAUCGAGUUUUAUCAGCUCACAAGUUCAAGGGAACCAAUCAGACUGUCGUAUCUCAUCUGAUCUCACAACCAUUGUCAAUUCAUGUUCAUCAUCCGGUACUUCAGCCCAUGUACACUAGUCCCUGUAACAAUGCCAAUUGCCAGCAUCUGUGUCUCCUUUCCCCAAGUACUCCGUUGGGCUACACCUGCAAGUGUCUCAUCGGUUUUAAAUCCCUACCCGAUGGCAGAUGCAUCGAGGAAGAAGUCCCGUACGUCAUGGUCCUUCGAGGCUCGCAGAUUGUCGAUAUCUCGUUGACCCCAGGAGACAGCAAAACAGGAUACAUCACACCUGUCGUUGGAAUUGAUGGUGGUGCUCUCAUAGAUUACGAUAGAAGAGAUAGAGUCAUUUAUUGGUUGCAGACGAGAGACGGGGACGAUGAGAACGGCACAAUUUACACGAUUCCUUACAUCGGAGGAAAUAAAACACAAUUCCCCAAUCCUGCUGGUGAUCCGGGUAUCGUUGGAUCUCCAUCAACCAUGGCGUUCGAUUGGUUGGGAAGGAAUUUAUUUAUCGGCAAUAAAUUUGCAUCAAAUAUCGAAGCCAUUAAAAUCGAUGGUGAGCCUAGAUACAGAACUAUUAUUUUGGCCAACGAUGGAACCCCGACCUCUGUAGCUAAACCCAAAGCGAUGUGUGUUGAUCCACUGGAGGGGCAUGUUUUUUGGAUCGACGAGGGUGGCUUUGGAGUGCCUGAGAAAAUCGGCAGGAUAAACAUGGACGGCACUAACUCUCUCAUCCUCAUCAACAACACUUACAACCUAGAGGCCAUCACUAUCGAUAUCCCCACAAAAAGAAUUUACUUCAGCUCGCAAUACCCUGCCUCCAUCAAAUCCGUCACAACUGAUGGUCAAAAUAUUCAGGAAAUUCUCUCCAAAACCAAUAACAUAGCUCUACCAAAAGCCCUCGCUGUUCACGAAUCAAAAUUAUACUUCUUGGAUCCAACCUACGAUAAAAUUGAGAGGGUUGAUCUCCCCAGUGGCAGUAACCCCGUCAUUCUCGUCGAUAACGAAUCCACUUUGAAGACUCUCGUGAUCUACAAGAAACGCGUCGACGGCUCUCAUCCCUGUUUGGUUAAUAAUGGAGGCUGCGACCAGCUGUGCCUUCCAGCUAAUGGAGGAACCAAAGUCUGUGCGUGCAGCAUGGGUUACAAGAUGAGUGGAGGAUCCAAGUGUGAACCAUUCAACACAUUCGCUGUGGUGACGCAAUUGGAUGUUGCCAGGGGAUACAGCAUGACUGAUUCGAAAGAAGCUAUGGUACCCAUUGCAGGCCCUGGUCAUCACAUUCUCCACAUCGAUGUCCAUUACGCCGCUAAUUGGAUCUACUGGGUGGAAUUCAACAGGGGUGUCUGGAAUGGAAUUUUCAGGAUUCGUCCCAAUGGCACCGAGCUCGCACCCGUCGUUAAAUAUGGAAUUGGAUCGAAUGGCAUUCGAGGACUGACUGUCGAUUGGAUCGCUGGGAAUUUAUACUUUUCCAAUGUCUUUCCACAUGAUAAUUACGUAGAGGUAUCGAGGCUCGAUGGUAGCAACCGAAAGGUCAUCGUAAAAACCACUGCCGAUGCUCCGAGAGAACUCGCUGUCAACCCCAUCAAGAGAGUGCUUUAUUGGAUCGACUACGGCCAGUACCCAAAAAUAGGAAAAUGUCAUCUAGAUGGCAGCGAUUGGAAGCCGAUAAUAACCUCAGGUGUAAGCACCCCUCGAGAUAUCACAAUUGAUCCUGUGACACACGAUGUCUACUGGGUGGAUUCAAAAUUGGAUAUGAUCCAGAGAGUCUCGUGGAUGGGUGGAAAUCAACAAGUCAUUCGCAGAAAUCUGCCGAACCCGAUGGGUGUUGCUAUCUUCGGUCCCGAUGUUUACUGGGUGGAUCGCAAUCUCCAGACAGUUUUCAAAGCCAGUAAACAACCCGGAGACAUCACUCUCCCAACUCAGGUGCGCACAAAUCUACCAAAACUCAGAGAUAUCUCCAUUUUUGACGCCAGUACUCAACCUCAAGAUAAUUCCAAUCCUUGUUCACGCACACCGAAUGGUGGCUGCGAUCAACUUUGUUUCGCUUAUCCAAGUGAGAGUGAUCCUAAGUGCGAUUGUGCCACGGGAAAACUUGGAGAAGACCGGAAGAAAUGCGAGAAUGUCGACGAGUACUUGGUGUUCGCUACUAGGACAGAGAUCCGAGCAAUAAAUCUUGACCCAAAAUCCACAAACAUUCCAUUCAAGCCAAUAGGGAACUUGACAAACGUUGUUGGUAUUGAUUUUGAUUAUCAGGACAAGAAAAUCCUCUUUACGCAGAUCAGGCCUUGGGCACAGAUAGCGUGGAUAUCUUCAGAGAAUCCAUCAUCAACGGAUAUUCACAGUAUAAUCAGCAAAGGCAUAAACCCGGAGGGGAUAUCCUACGAUUGGACCCAGAAGAAGGUCUAUUGGACAGAUUCCUCCAACAACAGUAUUUACGCAAUGAACAUCGACGGUACCGAUUUAGUUAUGAUCGCGCGAGUGGAUCGCCCGAGGGCGAUAGUCGUCGAUCCCUGCAGUGGUUCGUUAUAUUAUACCGACUGGGGACGCUUUGGCACAUCCGGCAAAAUAUUCCGCACGACAAUGGCUGGUUCACUUAAAAAUGCUAUCAUCGACAAGGAUUUGUCCCAACCGAGUGGUCUAGCUAUCGAUUACGACGACAAAAUGCUGUAUUGGACUGACGCUGUCAGAGAAAAAAUCGAACGCUCUGAUUUGGAUGGGAAAAAUCGAGAGGUACUCGUCAGCGCUACAAUCUAUCCCUUCGCAAUAACCGUCUUCAGGGAACAUAUUUAUUGGACUGAUCUUCAGCUCCGAGGUGUUUAUCGAGCGGAGAAAUAUACGGGAUCCGACAAAGUGGAAAUGGUAAAACGCCUGGAGGACUCACCGCGGGAUCUUCAUAUAUUUUCUGUUGCUAAACAACAGUGCAGUGUCAAUCCCUGUCUCAUUAAUAACGGUGGCUGCUCGCAGUCCUGUCACCCAGGACCCGAUGGACGUGCAGAGUGCAAGUGCGAUGACAACAGUAGACUCGUCAACGAGGAGAGAAUGUGUGUGCCAAAAAAUAUCGUCUGCGAUGCCAACAAAUUUUCGUGCAGAAACGGUAAAUGUAUUUCACGAAUGUGGGCUUGCGAUGGAGAUGACGAUUGUGGAGAUGGUACUGACGAGGACAAACAGUACUGCUCUCACCACUCGUGCAGUCCGAACGAGUUCAGAUGCAAUAAUGGAAGAUGUAUAUUCAAAACGUGGAAGUGCGAUCACGAGAAUGAUUGUCGAGAUGGGAGUGAUGAGGAGGGUUGUAUUUAUCCACCUUGCGCAGCUGGUGAAUUCACAUGCGCUAACUACCGCUGCAUUCCCCAAGCCCAGGUGUGCAAUGGUGUCAACGAUUGCAAGGAUAACGUUACAUCUGACGAGACACACGAGAGAUGCCCAAGAAAUAAUACGUGCGCUCCCACUCAUUUGCAAUGUAAGACGACGAAUAUAUGCGUCGAGCCUUACUGGCUAUGCGAUGGUGAUAAUGACUGCGGUGAUAACAGCGACGAGGAUCCAAUCCACUGCGCCCAGAGGACCUGCCCUCAGAACAGUUUCAGAUGUCCCAAUCACAGGUGCAUACCCGCAACGUGGUACUGCGAUGGAGAUGACGAUUGUCUGGACGGCAGUGACGAACCACCUGGUUACUGUCAAUCAGAAGGACGCACUUGCUUCGGAGAUCUAUUUACCUGCGACAAUGGCAAUUGCAUUCCGAGGAUUUACAUCUGUGAUGGGGACAACGACUGCCUCGAUAACUCGGAUGAGGACGAGAGGCAUCAGUGCAACGACAGAAAGUGCGAUGAAGAGACGGAAUUCACGUGUGAAGCUAACAAAGUCUGGAACAAGGCGCAGUGCAUACCCAAGAAGUGGCUCUGCGACGGUGACCCAGACUGUGUGGAUGGAGCCGAUGAGAACGUUACACUUCAUCACUGCCCUCCAACUCCACCUUGUCCGGAAAAUCAGUUCUCAUGCAACAAUGGGCGAUGCCUAAACAAGAAUUGGCUCUGCGAUCACGACAACGAUUGCGGGGACGGCAGCGACGAGGGGAAAUUCUGCAACUCCCAGUAUAAAACAUGCUCCCCACAGGAGUUCACGUGUCGUAACUUCAAGUGCAUCAAGUCCCAAUUCAAGUGUGAUGGACAGAACGAUUGUGGAGAUAACUCUGACGAAAUCAAUUGCGCACCGAGUAAAAACACAACGUGCCCCAAUCCAUUGGAUUUCAGGUGCCGAAGUGGUAUGUGCAUAAGUCAACAGCUGGUUUGCAAUAAAGAGCCUGAUUGUCCUGAUGAAGACGACGAACCACUUCACUGUAACAUCAAUGAGUGCACGAGAGUGGAGUUGAAUCAGUGUGGCCACUUGUGUAUAGACACACCAACGAGUUAUUAUUGCGAGUGCAGUCCAGGAUACAAACUCCUCGACGAUGGUAAAGCCUGCGCUGACAUCGAUGAGUGCAUUGAGACACCAUCGGUGUGCAGUCAGCAAUGUGAGAAUACACCUGGUGGAUUCUACUGCAAGUGCAACGAUAAAUGGUAUGAGAGAGCUGCCGACGAGCACACAUGCAAGCGUCGGGACAAGAUCGAGCCCUGGAUCAUCUUCACAAACAAGUACUACGUCAGGAACAUAUCCAUUGACGCAUCUAAAUAUGCAGUUAUGCAUCAGGAUUUGAUUAAUGUUGUGGCCCUCGAUGCAGACUAUGCAACGCAAAUGUUAUACUUCUGUGAUGUAACUGCCAAAACAAUUUAUCGAGCGCCCAUUGGAGGAGGAGAGAGACAAGCAAUUAUUCGACACGACAGUCUAGGAUUGGAGGGAAUAUCCAUCGAUUGGGUGGGGAGAAAACUCUACUGGUUGGACAGACACGCUAAACAUCUCGACGUCUCUGAGCUCGAUGGCUCCAACAGAAAAACACUCAAGAGUGGAAUUGCUGAUCCGCGGGCUAUUGUUGUUCAUCCAGGAACUGGCUAUCUCUACUUCACAUCCUGGCAUUUACAAGCGUAUAUUGGAAAAAUGGGAAUGGACGGGAGUAAUUUCACGAGGAUCCUGACGUGGGCUGAUGACAUCGCAUGGCCAAAUGCCCUAACCAUCGAUUACUUCACUGAUCGAAUUUUCUGGGCUGAUGCUCAUCUCGAUUAUAUUGCAUUUGCCGAUCUCGAUGGUCACAAUAGGAGAAUCGUUCUCUCCGGAGCUGCAGUUCCGCAUGUCUUUGCUAUUACGGUAUUCGAUGACCACAUCUUCUGGACAGAUUGGAAUCUCAAGGCCAUCAGCCGAGCAGACAAGUUCUCUGGGGACAAUCUCCGAGUGCUUCGGAAUACGACACAUCGACCUUAUGAUAUCCACGCGUACCAUCCCCUGAGACAGUUGCCCUACGUUAAUCCGUGCGCCGAUAAUAACGGCGGUUGCUCUCAUCUAUGUCUCAUUUCCCCACCUCGAUCAUCUUAUCUCCUGGAAAAUUAUGGACAACCCGGUGUCACUACGCAUCAGUGCGCCUGUCCCAAUCAAUUCUUCCUCGAUAAGGACAAUAAGACUUGUAUCUCUAAUUGCACAGCGGGUCAGCAUCGGUGUGGAUCACCCGAGGAGAAAUGCAUUCCGUGGUUCUACAAGUGUGACGGCGAGAGGGACUGCGCCGAUGGCUCGGAUGAACCAGCAUCUUGUCCCAAACGCGUGUGCAGAACCAGUGUAUUCCAGUGUGCCAAUGGAAAUUGCACACCCAGUCUGACGGUUUGCGAUGGAACUGAUGACUGUGGUGACAAGAGUGAUGAGGCUAAUUGCUCCCACGAAUGCGGAGAGCUAGAGUUCAAAUGUAAAUCCAGUGGAAGGUGUAUACACGCCUCGUGGAAGUGUGACGGAGACGCCGAUUGCAAGGACGCUAGCGACGAGGACCCGGCAAUUUGUCACAAUAGAACAUGCGAUCCGAAUACUGAGUUCAGUUGUAGAAAUGGUAAGUGCAUUCCCAAAUUAUGGAUGUGUGAUUUCGAUGAUGACUGCGGGGAUGACAGCGACGAGCCUGCGUUCAUCUGCCGUCAGAAGAAUUGUACGAAGGGGUGGCAGCGUUGUCCGGGCCAUGCCAACUACAGGUGCAUACCCAAGUGGUUGUUCUGCGAUGGGAAGGACGACUGUCGGGAUAAAUCAGACGAACUGCCAGAGAGCUGUCCUGUUUGCGAUCCAGAUGCAGAAUUCAAGUGUUCGAAUCAUCGAUGCGUUCCCAAACAGUGGCUAUGCGAUUUUGCUGAUGACUGUGGAGAUGGAAGUGAUGAAGCCGAGGCUGUGUGCAAGGGCAAAUACAGAUCGUGCUCGGAGUCGGAAUUCAGGUGUUCCAAUGGCAAAUGCAUCGCGUCGAGAUGGAGGUGCGAUAGCGAGGACGAUUGUGGGGAUAACAGCGAUGAGAUCGAAUGUAAGACCUUCGUGUGUCAGAAUGAUACGUAUCAAUGUGCCAGCGGUCAUUGUAUCGCCUCCCAUUUGUGGUGCGAUGGUACGAGAGAUUGUCGUGAUGCCAGUGAUGAGAUUGGCUGUCCGCCGAGAUAUCCCGAUGGCCGUUACUGUCCACAAUCCAGAUUCCAGUGUGACAAUAAUCUUUGUGUUUCACUGUCCGAUCGUUGUGAUGGAAGCGAUGACUGCGGUGAUGCGUCCGAUGAGAGCCCCACACUCUGCGCCACCUUUACAUGCGACAUCGUCCGAAGAUUCCCAUGCAACAAUCACCGGUGCAUACCUCGGUACCAGCUGUGCGAUGGCAUUGACAAUUGUGGCGACGGCUCCGACGAGAAUAAUUUAACAAUGUGCACGAAACGUGUACGCCCAUGCGAUCCUAUAGUCGAAUAUCAGUGUGCGAAUAAAAAAUGCAUCGAGAGAACUAAAAUCUGUGAUAACUCCGACGACUGCGGUGACGAAUCCGAUGAGCGAGGCUGUCAUCCGAAUAAACCCUGCAAUCCAGUAAAUAAGGGUGGCUGUGCGCACUACUGCCAGAAUGUAACCGACGGUGGUUACAUAUGCGCCUGUUACCCAGGCUACAUAACAUCCACAGAUAAUAAUAAACAGUGCGAAGAUAUUAACGAAUGUACAACAGGCAGUCAUCACUGCUCACAGCAAUGUACGAAUGUCAAAGGUGGAUUCUCGUGCUCUUGCACUGACGGUUUUACAAUAGUCGAUAAUCACAGUGGUGUUUGUCGAGCUGAUAAUCAAGAAACACAAUUGCUCUUCGCCAGUGGUCCUGACAUACGCGCGUACAGCCUCCACAGGAAGGAAGAGAUACCUGCAAUUGCCAAUGAGAAACGCAUUCGAUCCAUCGAUAUCGAUCCCAAAAUGGAAUAUGUAUUCUGGAUAAAUUCUCACGAUAACACGAUUAAACGGUCGUACAUGAUAAAUGCCAAAGAGGGACAGGCUAAAAUAGGAUACGCCCAGGAUUUGAAUAUCCAGAGUGACGCUGAGCCAGUUAGUAUCGCGGUUGAUUGGAUAUCGGAUAAUCUCUAUUGGGGUGAGGUUGAUACUAAUGCACCACUGCAGUUUGGUAGAAUAAUGGUUGCUAAAUCAGAUGGGCGAUAUCGCAGGAGUCUUAUCACAAUGGGACUUGAAAAUCCGGUGGCAAUAGCUGUGGAUCCGGAAUUGGGGAGACUUGUGUGGGCGGAUGCUGGGGCUCAACCGAAGAUUGAAAUCGCUUGGAUGGAUGGUAGUAGACGGGCACCUCUGGUUUCUAGACACUUGGGUAGACCCUCGGCUUUGACCAUUGAUUAUUCCAUGUACCAUACUAUUUAUUGGGCGGAUAGUAAACUCAAUGUUAUUGAGUCAAUUGAACCGGAUGGAUCGAAUAGAAAAGUCAUCAUCAAGGGAGAGUCCCUCAAACAUCCGAUAUCCCUCGAUGUCUUUGAGAAUAAUCUCUUUUGGGCUACUAAAUACACUGGAGAGGUCCUCAAACAGGAUAAAUUUGGACGGGGAGUCGUGGAAAUUAUCGCUAAGAAUUCGGUGACUGGGGGUGGAGUUAAGAUUUAUCAUUCUUUGAGGUAUAACACCACUCUACGGCCUCCAUGCAAGAGUGAUAGCUGUUCGCAUCUUUGCGUUGGCAUUCCCUCAGGAUACAGGUGUCUCUGUCCAGACUCGGCUGGUGCACAUCUACCACAGAUCAGUGAGAGAAUUUGUGAUGCCACUGUUGAGAGACCUAAGCCAUCGCCGAGGAUAUGCCCGUGUCGAAAUGGAGGAGUUUGCAUUACUGAUGAUAAUAAUGAACUGCAAUGUCUCUGUGGUAUUGACUUCCACGGGGAGCAUUGCGAGGUCAAUCUCAGGGCCUCGAGGGCCAGCGGUUCUACUGCUGCCAUCGUUAUUCCUAUUGUCGUGUGUUUGCUCAUUUUAUUUGCUGCUGCUGGUAUUUUUAUUGUUCUGAAAAAACGACCUUUUGGAAAACCUGGGGGACUUGGUGGCUUGACUGCUCAAAGUGUUUCCUUCAGACAGGGCAGCAAUGUGGAAUUUGGAGGGCCGGCUCACGAAAGAAUGGAACCUCUCGAUGUUGAGUACAAUCUUGGUGACGUAAGCACGAAGAAUCGUGAUUUCAGCAAUCCAAUGUACGACGCAGUUAAUCAAGAAUCCACAAACGGAACGACAAGUUCAAUAUAUGAAGUACCAGCUGAGAUGAAACCGUCAACAAUUCAACACAAAGAGCCACCCCAGUUGCACCUCAAACGGCGUGAAUUAGAUCCCACGCCUAUUGACUCAGGCAAGGAUACCCAGCAGUUGGUGGAGGAAGACAAAUCCGAAUGCUAGGUGUCCGUAAAUAAAAAAAAAUAAAAAUAUCAUUCAGUAAAUGAUGAUUGUUCACACCUAUUGUAGCUUGGAUACGUGAGUCUUCCCGAUAAAUAUAAAAAUUGGCAGCUUCUCUAAUGUUAUUCAUCAUCGAAUGAUUGUUGGGUUUAUAUACAUAUAUAUGGAUGUUAAUUAAAAAUCUGUUUUUUUUUUCGUCUCAAGCUACGAUAGGCACGAUAUGAUUGUGUCAUUAUUUUAUUUUUUAUUAGGUGUGAUUUUGUAAGUCUUUGUAAAUAUUAUGACUAUGAAAAAUAUUAAUUUUUAUGUUAUCCGUGUACCAUAAAAACGCAACCACCACAUUCCACUAUUUUUUUUUUCUCUUUCUUUCUAUUCGAAGGCUGCUGAACCCAAGGAUUAUAGUGAUAGCGCGAAGAAAAAUAUAUAUAUAUUUUUGUCUUGUUGGAAGUGGAGUUGAUAUAAAUAUUAUGUAUACAAUUAUAACUAUGUAUUGAGUGGAAAAGCAAAUGUAAAAUGGAAUAAGUAGGACCAAGAAAUUAAUAUAGUUCGAUGAGAGAUUUUUUCUUUGAUUUGAGAGGAGCUUAGGGAAUUAGGACUGAAAGAGAUGAUGCUAUGAUGAUUAAUAGCGGCCAAAAUCACGUGCGCAUGAUGUAUUUUUUUUUUUUUAAUUUUUCUUAGUUGGUUUUUAUGGUGACUGGACUGGCUUAAUUUUUCAAAUUUUGAAUUAUUACGUUUGUUUUUCUAUAUUUCUAUUCCCCUCUCCCUCUCUAAGACGUCCUAUUAAACAUUAUUGAUUAUUGUAGAUGUUAAAGAUGAAGUUGAAAAAACAAAAAGUAUAUGAAUAAAUGUUUUCUUAUAGAGUGUCAACAUUCAGAAUCAUUUGGUCGGCCUCAGCGACAUUGAUUGUACAUUCUAGUUCUCAUUUUAUCUACAUUUUUGUACUGCAACAUUGUGGCGUUAGACAAUCCAAAUUUAUCAUUUUUAAUUCCCUCUAUAUUCGAUAAUAAUUGCCAAGACGCUAAUGAGACCACUGUGCACAAAUAAUUAUACACAAACAAAAUAAAUUUCAUAAAUAAACAUAUAUUUUUCUAUGACAGAGGGUGAAAGAAAAAUCGGUUGACACUGGGCCGGAUCCUAACAGUCAAAUUAUUCCUCCUAUCUUCCAUCAGUAUUUACUGUUAUUAGAAGAAUCAAAUUAACGAAUUAGCCAAGAAUGAGAAACUAAUUGUUAAUAUAUUGUGCAAAUAUCAAACUGAAACCGUCCAACAAUAAAAUUUGAAGAAAAUA